This is a messenger RNA of Xylaria bambusicola, 3929 nucleotides long. RefSeq lists its product as uncharacterized. The transcript is spliced from 2 exons. Bases 142 to 3693 code for a protein of 1183 amino acids. Lineage: Eukaryota; Fungi; Ascomycota; Sordariomycetes; Xylariales; Xylariaceae. The record is from RefSeq and is a predicted model, not a curated record.
CGGAGGUGCGACAGUCUCGCGAAAUAGAGUCUCGCGAAAUAGACAGACUACACACAAAGCUUAAUACCACAACUUUCGCGUUGCUCGACCGCGACUUUUAGUUGCACAGAUUUUGGGAUUAAGGGUCUUUGAUUAGCAAAAAUGAGUACCAGUCGUGAUGGUAGUUCACGACUUCGCCAGACCCUCAAUCCAUUGCUGACCUCGGCGCUGGGCUAUCACAACAACCAAUUGAACACACCCCAGUCUGCUGCGACAAUUAGCUCUUCGCAUACGUUCGGCGCUCCAGCGCCAGCUAGUGCGAUACAGCCAUAUAAUCCUCAAGAAUGGCUUCCUUCUCCUGCCGUCGGUCCGGAGCGGACACACCAAUAUCCUGCGCAGUCGGCUUUUCGUGACUCCUCAGCUGCUGCCCCAGCACCACCUCCUCCAUAUUCCCCUCCGCGUAGUCAACGACCUGCGCCUACCAAUUAUGAGACGCCCCCAGCAAACACGUCCGCUGUUCGUAUACCAUCGAGCAACCACCGACCGUCGCCCGAGCCGGCAACAGCCCAGAAUUUUCCACCACCGCCAGGGUCUGAAAGAAGAGCUUCUCGGGAUAGGCGAUUCGGGCUGCCCACACUGAGGCGGAGGGAUAGGGAUCAUACAGAACCGACUCCUAGUCCAGACAACCGUUCACUGGCCUCUGUAUCUCGGCCGCAACCGUUGAUGAUCAAUAUACCCCCCGCUCCGGCCCCAGUCGAUAGUCUUACCCCAGUUAUACCACCCAAUGCUCGUAGAGCUGCCUCUGCAAGCGCAGUAGAAACGCCUGUUUCUGCUCGAUCUAGGUCAGCUUCGCAAUCAAGAUGGGAUCCGGCUAUGCCACUUCCACCUCCGCCACCAGGGCCCCCUCCUUCACAAUCUCGCUCCCAGAGCCUAAACAGACCAAACGCACUGAAUCCUCCCAUCACGUCCCCACCUACGAGGCGACCACCGCCGGGUGGAGUUACCGCUCUGGGACCUGUACCUCCAACGCCGGCUAAUUGGGUCGAUGAAGAGCAUCAACAGCAGCGUACUACAACGCCGAACCAGCCCGAAUUGACUUUACAAACCUCUAACCUGGGUAACACCCAGACACAGGGUGUCCCCGAAUCGGCUACUGGUGCGAGUCCUAACAGUGGCUUAAACAGAACCGGUGCGGUUCGAGGUGAAAAGACCCUUCGAGAAAGGCGAAAUGAAAGCCGAACUAGGCAGCAGACGGCCGAAUCAAGCACGAAUCCACAACAACUAUCAGAUAUCGUGGUACCCCAAGGUUCAAACCUUUAUCGUCGCCUUUCAGUACAUCGUGGAACGCCGCGAAGUGGAGGAAAGACGGUACUUGAUCUAGUUCAGUCUUCAGACGACAAUGCCGAUUCGCGCAAUUCGACGCCUCGAGCCUCGGCAGGACUGCCUAUGGAGUCAGCCACACCCCCCUUCUCUCCACAUCCGCAAAAACCGUUUCCUAUCGAAACGGGGCAUGCUAUAGCUCCAAAAGCCCUACCCACACCGCCUCCUCAGAGCCGUUCAGUCUCAAGUUCAUCACACGUUCGGCCAGAAAUUUACAGUUCCAUCAAUAGUGUCGCCUCUACUCCGUAUACAUCGCAGCCGUUGACGAAGCAACUUGUCGUGAGUCAAACGGCUCAGCAGUUUUGUCAAGGGACAGUUGAGCGCUUCCAAGCUUUUGCUGAAAAAGAAGCCUCUGCAAAAACGGACGCCGACCGCGUGAAGCUGUUUGCUGAUUUCAUUGUCAAUGAAUCUAGGUUGAGACGUGAGAGGUACUCAUCAGCUAUUGGCGCGAUGGGGUCUGAGAUUUUUGAUCUUACUAGAGAUCUGUUCCGUCCCAUGAAGGACCGACGUGACUCGAAUAGCUCUCAGAUAAGCGAUUGGACCCCUCAGAUAUCUGAGACCAAGUCAAACCGAAACUCUAUGACAUUUAAUCCCCGUGACCAAAAACAACCGAGUUCUGCACCAGGGUCCGCUAGUCUUCCUAUGUCGCCGAGCGGGCCUCCUCCAAUCAACACAAAUUGGACCUCAAAUCAAUAUAUGCCAUCGCUUUCGCCAAUUCUCAGCAUGAGUGUGAGCGCUCGUGAUGAAGCGGAUUCUCGGGGUAGACCUGCGAGUCGUUGGUGGGAGUCAGAUUCCACAGGUGAAGGCAACAGGAUGGAAAGAUCAAAACGUGAAUCAAAAUAUAUGGGCGUUCCUAAAGAGGCACGAGAGGCAUUGCAGUGGCAAGAUACAUCUGGGAGUGUCUCUGGACCAUCAGCCUCUAGCGAGGGAUAUCUUGCCGACGAAUACCCUCCCGAGAAAGUUGGUUGGCAUGAAUCGGAGCAUUCGAAAGCACCGCAUCCUUUUCGCCAGUCUCUGUUAUCACUUGCAUCAUCAGCGCCCAAUACGCCAUCUCCGUCUCAUCUCGACGUAUCCCGACUAGUCACAUUGCCUCCACCUUAUCCUCGUCACCACCCAGCGGUGAACAACAAUCACCCAGAACUAACCGCGAUCCGAACUAUGGUACGAACAGUUAGUGACCUAAGUGAAGUUGAGGCAACUAAACAAAGCUUUGCGCUCGACAGCCAGAAGGUACGCGACCAAGCCACAGAAGCUGCCGCGGCAAGACGACAGGCGCUACGUGUGAAUUUGCAGCAAGAGGUUAGUUCCGGGAACAUGUCGUAUGCUGAAGCUGCAGCGAUUGAGGCCGACUCGGAGGAAUCAGAGAAGGCGCAGUCAAAAGACCUGGAGAGGAAAGAGUUCGAGAAGUUCCAAAAUGCAGUUGUUAUGCCACUAAAUGAUCUUCUUACUGGGCGUAUCGCGAAAGCUACCACACUCUUCGAUGAGCUUCGUUCACGGCUCUUCGUUGAGACGCAAGCUCCAGACCCUAAUAUGCCUCAGGAAGAAGGCGACGAACAACCCGAGCUUCUUGAAAAACUUACCCUUCUCAAGUGGAUCUUUGAGGCGCGUGAGACUCUACACCGCGAGAUAUAUGAACUACUUAGCGACCGUAACAAUCGUUACCGAGAGAUGGUGAUUAUGCCGUAUCGGCUGUCGGGCAAUGACGAGAAGCUACGCAAUGCUGAAGCUUUCUUCGCCGAGGAUGCGGCUAAGCGACAGGCCGCAUAUACAAACGAGGUUCUGCAGCGGACCCAGGAGUUUCGGGAUGUUGUGGAGGAGAAUGUGACCCGCGGUGUUGAUAUGCAAUUGAAUGCAUUUUGGGAUAUUGCGCCUCCACUAAAGCGCCUGCUUGACAAGAUCCCGGCCAUUAUUGACCCCCAUUUCCGCAUCCAGAUUCCACCCGCCGAAUAUGAGGAGAGCCCUUCGUAUCAUCGGCAUCCUCUACAGUAUCUGUAUAGCUUGCUGCUGCACGCGGAAAAGAGCACAUAUCAAUUUAUUGAGUCCCAGACGAACCUGCUUUGUCUCUUGCACGAGGUCAAGGAGGCGGUUGUUACUGCACAUGGAAAAGUCAAUGAGGCUGAGAAUCAUGAUGCUCGUGCAAUUGAUGAAGAGCGAAGAGGUGAGCGCGAGCGGCUGACAGAGGAUUUGAAAGAGAAAGUUCGCGUCGUUCAAGAUCAAUGGGAGGGCGCGCUUGGCGACAGCAUGCGAGGUGUCAAAGAGAGAGUUGGGGAAUGGCUUCUCUCGACUGGCGGCUGGGACGAGAGUCUAGAGGAUGGCGGCGUGGGCGGUGCUUAGACUUUGCAUAUUUACGUGAAAGACAAAGAGCGAUGCAAUGCUUUCUCAGCAUUUAGCAAGCGACAUUUUGUGUGAUACCCCCCAAAUUUUUCGCAUUUACAAUAUUUGUAUCACUUUGCACAUUGGAAGAAUUUCUUGUAUAUUUUGACACGGGUGGAUAACCUGCUUUGGAAAGCUGAUAAUAUUUCUGCUAGAGCUACAGCAUUGAGCUGGCAGUAGGGAUGCUCACACGAGAU